Brienomyrus brachyistius is the source of this 1405-nucleotide messenger RNA. Its product is annotated as cornifelin-like. The transcript is spliced from 3 exons. NCBI's taxonomy places the organism in Eukaryota, Metazoa, Chordata, Actinopteri, Osteoglossiformes, Mormyridae. The record is from RefSeq and is a predicted model, not a curated record. Gene Ontology annotation, cellular component: cornified envelope. The coding region runs from base 853 to 1197 and encodes 114 amino acids.
UUCUGUGAGGAAAGUUCUAACCUAUGCAAAACAUUAUUGAAAGGAUUAUUUUGAUUUUGCUCAAAGAAUAUUCUGUUCCUGUAAACCAUGCCUUAAAAUUAGUUUAAAGAAAGUUGGCUCUAUUUGUAUUUGUGAGGGUUGGAGUUUACGGUCUUGGGUUUUUGAAAGUACACACAGUAUUUAUCUGUAGAAUAAGCUUGGCGAAUUGCAGAUGCAGACACCGGCAGAUUUAGAAUGUGGCUGCAAAUUGACUCUGACGAGCCAGACAAGAGCAGGUUGCUGUGUGACGGAAACCGUCGGAACGAUGCACAGCUUCCUUGCGGGGGCUGCUUCUGUUUGCCAACCUCAAAGACCGCCAUGAUGAACUCUGCCAUCAGCUGAAGGACAUCUUAGGGAUUUCGUGCAGUUAAUCACAACCUGAGUGACUCUCCAAAUGUCUUAUAUGCUCCUUUACAACCCUUGCUGCAAGCUGCCCUGUUGACAUAUUUCCGAUUAGUGUUUUAUUCCGGUCAAAUGUCAACAUCUUGCAGGAAAUAACCACUUCACCUGAGGCAGAAUCUAAAGCAUUCCGCCUUAGUAACACUGUGUGAAUUUCAGUGACAUAUAGGAAAUUAUUUUAUUUCCUAUUUCAGGGUAAUUGUGACAGUAAUCGCCUUCAAUGACGAUGACAAAUCCAGUCAGGGUGGGAGUGACCCAUGAUAAAACCAGAGAAGCCACAGUAGUUCACACAUCACUUAUUCAUGUAGCCAGACACUUGGGUCCCACACAGCGACAGGACGACUCUGACAGGUUCCCAGAGCUGAAAUUCAAAGGUUUUUCUCUUCAGGGGACUGAGGUUAUUCUUGGAUUGACAUGACCAACCCAGUGGUCACCCAGCAACCAGGAGCCAACUAUGGGACCAACGUGCAGACCGGAGAAUGGAGUACAGGCCUGUGCUCCUGCUGCAACGAUAUCAUGGUCUGUGCGCUAGGCUGCCUAUGUCCGAUAGGACUUAGUUGCUACACGUCUCACAAAUAUGGAGAGAACCUGUUGCUUGCUUGCAUUCCCGGAGGAAUGACAGCUCUGAGGACCCACAUGAGGCUGACGUAUGGCAUCCAGGGCACAAUAUGCAACGACGCCUUAAUGACAUUCUGCUGUGGGUUUUGUGAAACGUGCAGGAUGGCCAGAGAAAUUCGUAUCCGGAAUGGCGAAGUUUGAGCACUUAUGGAAUCUGAUUUGUGCCAAUAUUAUGAAGCAAAACUUUUUAAUAUCAGCCAAAAAGAAUUUGAAAGACAAUGAAACUCACUGAAAAAAAAUAUUUUGUAACUUCCAAACAAAUUAAGGUUAUUAUGUUAAUGGAAUAACUUUGUCGCCUUUUACUUAUCGUUAAUUAUAUUGAUAACUCAAAUAAAACAACUGCAAACUA